Messenger RNA from Lodderomyces orthopsilosis Co 90-125, 1842 nucleotides. It is a transcript of the gene MSC7, whose product is annotated as meiotic recombination directing protein. NCBI's taxonomy places the organism in Eukaryota, Fungi, Ascomycota, Pichiomycetes, Serinales, Debaryomycetaceae. Gene Ontology annotation, molecular function: aldehyde dehydrogenase (NAD+) activity. Bases 1 to 1842 code for a protein of 613 amino acids. The transcript has a single exon. The record is from RefSeq and is a predicted model, not a curated record.
AUGAUUGCAAUUGAUUUUGCAUUUCAACAAUGGCAGUGGCAGUAUCAAAUAUCAACCACAUUCUUUAUAUUUGUCAUCCUACCGGCCUUGUAUUACAUCUACUGUAAAUAUGUGACAUCAUCGCCAAAUUCAUACAACAAGAUCGAAUCACCAAUCAAGGUGACAUUGCCAAUCCCAGAUGAGGCUAGACGACAUUGGAAGGGAAAACGAUUGUAUCCUAAACCCAGCCUUGUUGUCAGCAAUGAUCCUUCAAAGAUACAAAGUUAUUGUCCCGCUACUGGCCAGGAUUUAGGCGUUUUCAAAGCCACGUCGAGAUUAGAGAUGGAUGAGAUGAUUGCAAAAGCCAAGAAGGCGCAAAAAGAUUGGAAGAAUAGCUCAUUCACAACCAGGAGAAAGUUUUUGAAAACAUUGGCUAGAUUUAUUUUGGAAAACCAGGAAAAUAUCGCUAGAGUUGCAUGCAGAGAUUCAGGAAAGACAAAAUUGGAUGCUUCUAUGGGGGAGAUUAUGGUGACCUUGGAAAAAAUUAAUUGGAUUGUUGCUCAUGGCGCUAAAGUUCUUAGGCCCAGUCAAAGACCUGGUCCUUCAAAUUCUCUUUUGGGGGUUAUGAAAAAUGGUGAAGUAAGAUAUGAGCCGUUGGGAGUUGUUUCUGCCAUCAUUUCAUGGAACUAUCCAUUUCACAAUCUUAUGGGUCCUGUUAUUGCUGCAAUCUUUACAGGAAAUGCUAUUGUUGUGAAAUGCUCGGAAAAUGUAGUUUGGUCAAGUACAUGGUUUGUUCAAAUGUGUCGCUCCGUUUUAAAGGCUUUAGAGGUGGAUGAAAACUUGAUUCAAUUGUGUUAUUGCUUUCCUCAAGAUGCUGAUUACUUUACAUCUCAUCCAGGUCUUGAUCAUAUCACGUUUAUCGGAUCCAAGCAGAUAGCUCAUCAUGUUGCUUCCAAUGCCGCAAAACAAUUGACACCGUGUGUUGUUGAGCUUGGGGGAAAAGACUCGUUUAUUGUAUUAGAUGAUGUCAAAGACUUAAAUGCGUUGUCGUCAAUCAUUUUGAGAGGAACGUUUCAAAGCGCUGGACAAAAUUGCAUUGGCAUUGAGAGAGUCAUUUGUUUGCCAAAGGCGUAUGAGGAAUUGGUGGAGAUUUUGUCAACUCGUAUAAAGUGCUUUAGAAUAGGCUCAGAUAUUGAUCAAUUGGAUGAGAUUGACAUGGGUGCCAUGAUUUCAGAUAAUCGCUUUCAACAAUUUCAAGAUUUGAUUGAAGAUGCAGUUUCAAAAGGGGCGAAAUUGGUUCAUGGAGGGAAGACAUAUCAACAUCCAAACUAUCCACAAGGCCACUACUUUGAACCUACAAUGUUGAUUGAUGUGGAUUCAACGAUGAGGAUAUUCAAUGAAGAAGUCUUUGGUCCGAUAUUAACCAUGAUUAAAGCAAAAGACGUUGACGAUGCUAUUGAAUUGGCAAACAGUACCGAGUAUGGAUUAGGAAACUCCAUAUUUGGUCGCAAUUUCACCCAAUUGAGCUACUUAGCUGACAGACUAGAGAGUGGUAAUGUGGCCAUCAAUGACUUUGCUACAUAUUACGUAGCUCAAUUACCAUUUGGUGGGGUCAAGAAAUCAGGGUAUGGAAAAUUUGGAGGAGAAGAAGGGUUAACUGGGUUAUGCAAUGCCAAAUCUGUUGUCCUGGAUAGGCCUCUUUUGAGAAUGCUUGGUGUGGCAACGGCAAUUCCACCGCCAAUUGACUAUCCAAUUCCAGACGAUAAAAAAGCAUGGCAUUUUGUAGAGAAUUUGAAUAUUGCCGGCUACGAUGGACGUCUUUGGGCCAAGUUGAAAUCAUUUAAAAAUUUAGCCAAAGGAUAA